This is a messenger RNA of Mercurialis annua (annual mercury), 1193 nucleotides long. Its product is annotated as acetylserotonin O-methyltransferase-like. Lineage: Eukaryota; Viridiplantae; Streptophyta; Magnoliopsida; Malpighiales; Euphorbiaceae. The transcript has 2 exons. The coding region runs from base 142 to 477 and encodes 111 amino acids. The record is from RefSeq and is a predicted model, not a curated record.
ACACAAAAAACAAAAGAAGUAAUUGCAUACUGUCUUCAUGUACCAUUUCAUGUCAAUAAUUAUAGAAAUUUAAUGUCAAGUUGUUGCAUUAUUAUUGCAUACAAACUUCAGCUAGGACGAAAUUGAAAAAGAAAUUAAGAAAUGGAAGAUUCAAAAAUAGAAAAAACAGAAGAAGAAGAGAACGAAGAAGCACAGGCAGAAGUGGAAAUAUGGAAAUACAUUUUUGGAUUCUGCAAUAUGGCAACAGUUAAGUGUGCCAUUGAGCUUGGAAUAGCCGACGCCAUUGACAGUCAUCAGCAAGGUCUCAUGACGCCAUUGACAGUCAUCAGCAAGGGUCGUUCUACAGUACAACUUAAGUUUAGUACCACGAGCGUUCAUCGCUCUCUGCCUUUGAUUUUUCAAUUGGGGACCUCCCUAAAUUUAACCAGUUCAGUACAAUCAAACGACUUCAUCUGCCCCGGGCCAGUUGGAUCAUGAGAUAUCUUUGAUUUUCUUUUUUAGAUUUAUUCCUAUUGAUGGAGGGGAAGCACUUUUGGAAGAUCGAAGAACUCUCUACCCAUUGGCAAAUUUCUCAGUGUGCUCUCGUGGGUGCAUUGGAGAUGUCCAUGUAUAUCAGUCGGUUAGAGUUUUUUCAACGGGCAAUUACCAGACGGCAUGAAUAGCUUCAGACAUUGAAAUGGUUAGCAAUACUUUGAUGUUUCUGUGUAAAAUAUUAUAGUUGUUAAUUUGAAUUUCAGUUUAUUUGAUGAAUCAUUAUUUGGCUUUGUGAGGUUUUGGGAUGAGGAAUGAAAUCACGUGGAAAAGGUGAGCUUUGAAAUUGAGUUAGCUGCCAUUGCCAAUCAAUGAAUUUCCAGUUAGCGAUGAAAGUGGUUGUUUUGAGAUGUGCAGGCUCCAUGAGUGAUGUUACCUGUGGUCUUUGUUUUCCUGGACAACGUUUUUGAGUAAUAAGAGGAAGCUUAUUAUGUUCAGAGUAUAAACGCAUCUGUUGGUGUUGUUUUUAUUAUUGAAUUUGAUUUAUCAUGACUCCUUUAUUCUUGUUUUUUUAUUUUCAUUUAGUAGGUUAUUCUCCCUUUGAGGGGUAAAAUUCUAAAUGUAGAAAGAAAAGAUGAAACUACAAUGUACAAGAAUCAAAAAAUUCAAAAUCUGUUUCUAAAACUCUUGAAUAUCUUCAAUAUUGAAGUUGCAACAUGAAA